This is a messenger RNA of Aspergillus aculeatus ATCC 16872, 1098 nucleotides long. RefSeq lists its product as uncharacterized. Bases 1 to 1098 code for a protein of 365 amino acids. NCBI's taxonomy places the organism in Eukaryota, Fungi, Ascomycota, Eurotiomycetes, Eurotiales, Aspergillaceae. The transcript is spliced from 3 exons. The record is from RefSeq and is a predicted model, not a curated record.
AUGGGUUGGACCAUCGACCCUGCCAACCAUGAGGGCAAGGCUUUCAUCGGCAUCAUCAUCUUGCUGCUGAUCUUGGAUUUCUGCCUUCUCGUUUCCCGUCUUGUCAUCCGUGCCAAACACUCUGAUUUAAGCGACUAUGUCUUGAUUUUCGGAUUCUUGGCGACAAUCGGCCUCGUGGUGGCCAUGUACGAUACCUAUGCCCACGGCUAUGGCAUGACCACGAGCCACUUUACACUGGGGGAUCUGAAUGAGUCCUGGAAGCUCUUCGCGCCCACGGAAAUCCUCUGGAACGCAGGGACGACCUCGAUCCGAAUCUCCAUGAUGCUCUUCUACCAGCAACUGUUCCACCCGGUGCGCACCUUCUGCAAGCUCACUAUGGUCCUGAUUGGAAUCAACAUCGCCAACUUCAUCACUGUCUUCAUCAUCGCCUUGUCCAUCUGCCAGCCCAUGUCGUACGUCUUCCUCCGCGUGGGCAAGGGGCACUGCGGCAAUGCCAUGGCCUACGAGACCUACACGGCGGCGUCGGCCAUCCUCUUCGAUGGUCUGGUAGUUGUGCUCCCCAUGCCCCUGCUGUGGCGGCUGCAGAUCAAAACCAGCAAGAAAUGGGGGCUCAGCCUCGUGCUCGGGCUGGGUGUCGUGGUCUGCACGCUGACGGUCGUGCGGCUCAUCGCCUCGUACGUUUAUAUGGCGGACGACCUGCCCAAGCAGAACGCCCUGGUCGAUUUCAUUACGGGGCUCGAGCCUACCCUGGGCAUCCUGAUUGCGUGCCUCCCUUUCCUGCCGCAGGUCUCCUCGCGGCUUCGUCGUCGCUACAACUCGACCUUUGGCUCACAGGCGACUGGGUCCAAAGAUACGAGCCACAAUACCGGGGUGUCGUCUGCCGCGCGUCCGUUCAACCGACUGCAGGACACCGAGUUGCUGCAGACGGGGGGUCGGUCGGGCAAUCACCGUGCAGAGGCAGUACGGUCGGAUAGUUUCAGCGAGGACCUGGAGUCCGCUAACAUGAGCGAUCUGAAGGGGUCUACCUCUCCCACAAGGACAAGAAGUAUCCUUGUGUCUUCAAAGUUUGUGGUACGAGAGGAUGAGAGCAGCCGGUGA